AUGAAGUUAUUGGUUUUGUCAAAACAAAUCACUGCGUGUUACCGUAGAGGCAGUUUCAAUGAAGCACGUGCCUCUCUCGAACAGUACAACACCAUUUUACCGCAAGCACAAGAUCGUUUCAUUUUCGAGGUGAUGGGAUUGUACUUACAAGCAGCUCUAAAACGUGCAAGUGGAGAUUUUCAAGAGCUCCCAGAACUAUUGACUGCAGCUUUGUCCAAGGCAGAACUGAUUCAGCCAGGCCUGGUAACGGCAAUAGUAUACGUUUUUGCUGGAACUGUGACUGACUUGAUAAAUUCAGAAGAUCCAACAAAUGAAGUAGGUUCACCUGAUGUUCUUUCAAUAAGAGCUCUGGAACAUUUACGAUGUGUCCCAGUCCCCCCAGAUCAUUCUGAAGUCGUUACAGAAAUGGAGCAGAAGAUACAUAUAA
Paramuricea clavata is the source of this 427-nucleotide messenger RNA. The record is from the annotation of a GenBank genome assembly. Lineage: Eukaryota; Metazoa; Cnidaria; Anthozoa; Malacalcyonacea; Plexauridae.